Photinus pyralis (common eastern firefly) is the source of this 2388-nucleotide messenger RNA. RefSeq lists its product as uncharacterized. The coding region runs from base 1 to 2388 and encodes 795 amino acids. Gene Ontology annotation, biological process: DNA integration. The transcript is spliced from 2 exons. Lineage: Eukaryota; Metazoa; Arthropoda; Insecta; Coleoptera; Lampyridae. Gene Ontology annotation, molecular function: nucleic acid binding. The record is from RefSeq and is a predicted model, not a curated record.
AUGGCAGAAGCGAAAUUUUGUCUUCGAAUGUGGGAAAGUAACGUUGAUGAUUUUCUUGAACAGCUAGUAGUUACUAACGUAUUGGGAAUGAAGUGGAAUCGAAGGUCUGACACCUUGUCAUGUUUUCUAAACGUUAAAGGAGUUGAAAAAGCUACCACUAAACGAAUUAUUUUGGCCGAAGUAGCUAAAAUAUUUGAUCCGCUUGGAAUAUUAGCUCCUGUGACGUUAGUACCAAAGUUACUACUUCAGGAAACCUGGAAUUCAAAACUUGGUUGGGAUGAAUCUGUGUCAUCCGAAGUGUCGAGAAAAUUCCUUAAAUGGAAACAUGAUAUUGCGUUACUCAAUUUAUUAGAAAUUCCUCGUUGGGCUUGCAGAGGCAACAAACAAAGUUGGACUCUUCAUACAUUUUGUGACGCAAGUAAAAGUGGAUAUGCUGCCACAGUUUUUCUUCGAAGUGAAAUCAACGGUACAGGAAUGGUACAGCUAUUGAUGGCCAAAUCCAGAGUUGCUCCUUUAAAGGAUAUAACCAUUAAUAGGUUGGAAUUGAUUUCUUGCGAAAUUGGUAGUAGACUGUGUCAGACUGUAGAAAAUUCAUUAAAGUUGGAUGAUGUUAAUCGUUACUUCUGGACAGAUUCUACUACGGCAUUGUCUUGGAUAAAACGUAACGAUAAUUGGGGAACCUUCGUAGGAAAUAGGGUGAAAAAGAUCCUUUCAAACACUGAACCAGAGGAAUGGCGACAUGUUCCUGGGUCCUUGAAUCCUGCGGAUUUGCCUUCUCGUGGGUGUGAUGCUCGUUCAUUAUUGGAGUCAAAGUGGUGGGAGGGACCAGCUUGGCUUAAAGAUGUUGAACAAUGGCCCAUCAAUAAAUAUGUCGAAAAUGAAGAUGAAGUUCAACAAGAGAGGAAGAGGAUGGUUACGGCGUUUAAUGCGGUGAUGAAGGAUGAGAUUCCUUGGUAUUUUCCUACGAAGUUUCUCACAGUUGAAGAACUUAGAGUUGCAGAGCAGAAAUUAUUGUUUAUGGUUCAGAAAGAAGUGUUUACAGAUAAAAAUAAGUCAUUUCCGUUUAAUGUGGAGAAAGAUACUAGUGGUCUAUUAAGAGUUAAAACACGGAUAACAAUGAGGAAGGAUUCUGAUUAUUUUGUUCGACCUAUUCUGCUUCCUUCAAGACAUCCUGUUGUUGAUGCGCUUAUUCAUGAGGAACAUUUAGAUAAGUGUCACGCAGGAGUUCAAUACCUCGUGUCCCACUUAAGAGAGAAGGUUUGGAUCUUAAAAGGUAGAAAAGCAAUACAACAUGUGAUUCGCAAUUGCGUGAAGUGUAGACGUUUUCGAAGAAAAGCGCCAGAUCCAAUCAUGGCACCAUUGCCAGAGAAUCGUGUUAGAGAUGCUCAUCCCUUUGAAAUCAUAGGAAUUGACUACGCUGGUCCUAUGUAUCUAAAAGACGGCAGUAAAGUUUGUGUAGCUCUAUAUACGUGUGCUGUUUAUCGUGCAGUACACUUAGAAUUGGUGACAAAUCUAACCACUGAAGCAUUCUUAAUGAGUUUAAGAAGAUUUGUCGCAAGAAAUGGUCGACCAUCUGUGAUUUAUACAGACAACGGAACCAACUUCGUUGGAGCUAAUAGACUUCUUGCUGGACUUGAGUGGGGUAGGAUUGAAAAGGAAACAUCUGUUCAAAAAAUUAAAUGGAUACUGAAUCCUCCUUCUGCUCCUUGGUACGGUGGUUGGUUUGAGCGUUUAGUGAGGACAAUGAAAGAAUUGCUUGUACGUGUACUUGGUUCGUCGAUUUUGAAUUAUGAAGAACUGGUUACUGUCCUUUGUGAUGUUCAAGGUGUUAUAAAUGGAAGACCCUUAACUUACGUAUUUGAAAAUGAUGACUUACUGCCAUUGACGCCCUCUAUGUUUCUACAGGGAGUUCGUGAAGUUGGAGUGCCAGAUAUUGAUAUGCUGGAUAACAAAGGGUUCCAGAAAAGAUACAGGUUGCGUCAACGACUUAUGAAUGAUCUUCGUCAUCGUUUUCGAAAAGAAUAUAUUGGAAUGUUAAUUGAUAAGAAGCGUAAGACAAAUGAUAUCACGUUGAAGGUUGGUGACGUAGUCCUAGUUGGGUCGGAUAAUAAAAAGCGGUUAGCGUGGCCUAUCGGUCGAAUAACAGAAAUGAUUCGUGGUCGCGAUGGUAUUUGUAGAGUUGCAAAACUGAAAACGUCACGAGGUGUGUUCAUCCGACCAGUCCAACGCUUGUAUCCAAUGGAGGAAUCAAGUGAAGACGUAGAAGAAUUGGAUGCAAAAAAUAAAUGUAAAUUAAAGUUGAAAACUGAAGAUGUUGGUGAAUCACAGGUAUUAUCGAAAGCUGGUCGAGUUAUUAGAAAACCAGAUAGGUUAAAUUAUGAGAAUUAG